Molecule: messenger RNA, 1605 nt
Organism: Endocarpon pusillum Z07020
Lineage: Eukaryota; Fungi; Ascomycota; Eurotiomycetes; Verrucariales; Verrucariaceae
Exons: 7
Coding region: 1-1605 (534 amino acids)
Biological process (GO): transmembrane transport
Cellular component (GO): membrane
Molecular function (GO): transmembrane transporter activity
Source: RefSeq, a predicted model, not a curated record
AUGGGUGAUAUAAAAGACUCAGUGCCAGUCGUUUUGGCGGAAGGGCUCAAAUAUGAAUCUUCUCGAGAGAUGAUGGAUGAGUUCGACGAGCAGGGGGUUGUUGCCCCGACUGUCCCUCACAAGUACAGAGGCACGGUCACCGACAAGAGAGACAUGCAAACCCUUGGAAAAGUGCAGGUCUUGCGCCGCAACUUCAAGUUCGUGACAAUGUUGGGUUUCGCUUCGACUGUGAUCUGUACCUGGGAGGGUCUUCUAGUAAUCAUUUCCUUCGUUCUUACGGACGGAGGGACGGCGAACCUUUUCUGGGGCUACAUUGUCUGUGCGAUCGGGCUGUCGCUGGUUUAUGCAAGCUUGGCUGAAAUGGCUUCCAUGGCUCCUACUGCUGGGGGCCAGUACCACUGGGUGUCUGAAUUCGCCCCGCGCUCAAUACAAAAGCCGUUGAGUUAUAUAGUAGGAUGGCAAGUUUUCCUCGCCAGCGUCGCAUUCGUUGUCGGGACCGUUAUCCAAGGCUUGAUUAUCUUGAAUUAUGAAAAGUACGAAUACCAAGCUUGGCACGGAACACUCUUGGCUAUUGCUGUGAUCAUCUUUUCGAUAAUCUUCAACACCUUAUUCGCCACACGGUUGCCUCUAAUCCAAGGCAUCGUUCUUAUCAUUCAUAUAACUGGCCUUUUCGCCAUCAUUAUUCCUCUGUGGGCCUUAGCCCCUCGAGGAAAUCCCCACGAUGUUCUUCUUACAUUUACCAACAACGGCGGCUGGCCCACUACUGGUCUAUCCGCUAUGAUUGGCCUGGCCUCACCAAUCAGCUCCUUACUUGGGUAUGACUGCUCUGUACACAUGUCCGAAGAGAUUAAAGAUGCUUCAGCCACGUUACCAAAAGCAAUAAUGUGGUCGGUAGUUCUAAAUGCCUCCAUGGGUUUUAUUAUGGCUGUUACAAUAAUUUUCACCCUAGGCGAUGUUAUAAGCAUUUUGGAGACGCCAACCAAGUACCCUUUCAUUCAGGUGUUUUACAAUGCUACCCAAAGUCUCGCAGCCACCAAUAUUAUGACCGCUCUUAUUAUCAUUUGUAUUACCUCCUGCUGCAUCAGCGAGGUAGCUACAGCCUCAAGACAAACUUGGUCGUUUGCGCGCGAUAAUGGUCUACCCUUCUCUGACUUUCUUUCACAGGUUACCCCUGGCUGGAACAUCCCCCUUCGCGCCGUUUUAGUCUCCCUCUGCAUCACUGCCCUCCUCGCCUGCAUCAACAUUGGCUCCAACACCGCCCUAAACGCCAUGAACUCCCUUGGCGGUGUCUCUAUUAUAUCCUCUUAUUACAUCACCAUCGGCUGCGUCGUCCUAAAACGGCUCAAGGGCGAGCCUCUACCCGCACGGCGCUGGUCGCUAUGUCGAUACGGUCUCGGGAUCAACAUCGCUGCGCUGCUCUUCCUCACCCCGAUCUGGUUCUUCUAUUUCUGGCCCCUUACCAUGCCUGUUACUGCGCAGACUAUGAAUUGGGCUGUGCUUAUGUACGGAGGCAUGAUUGUUGUUUCCUUUGCGUAUUAUUUUGUCAAGGGGAGGCAUGUUUAUAUUGGGCCUGUUAUGCUGACGAAACGAGAUCUUCAGAAUUGA